CCACUUCGGCAAUUGAAGCAGCUACCGGAACUCACCAGAGAACAGCGCUUUGCGAGAUGGCGACCUUCGUACCAUUUGAUGGCCAGGGAAGGCUGGAUGAACGACCCGUGUGCGCCCGGAUAUGAUCCAAACACUGGUCUUUAUCAUGUAUCCUUCCAGUGGAAUCCCUACGGCCCUGAUUGGGGAGAUAUAUGUUGGGGGUCGGCAACGUCGCCCGAUAUGAUCAACUGGACAUUGCAAGACGAACCGUGCCUCAGACCGGAGGCCAGCUAUGACAACAAAGGCAUUUUCACAGGCUGCAUGAUCAACGGAAAAGACGGCGCGCUUACUUACGCAUAUACAUCGGUCAAUCACCUACCCAUACAUUACACCUUACCACAUGUAAUAGGAAGUGAGUCGUUAAGUCUGGCAAAGUCUUUCGAUGGCGGCAAAAUCUUUCGACGCAUUGAUGCCAAUCCUAUUCUGCCAUCAGAACCUGCUGGUCUCGAUGUGACUGGUUGGCGGGAUCCUUUCGUUGCCAAAUGGCCUCGCAUGGCCAGACAUCUCAGCCUUGACGAAGACAAUACCCUAUUCGGAAUUGUAUCUGGUGGCAUUCGAGACACGACCCCAACUACAUUCUUGUACGCGAUAGAUGCCAACGAGCUCUCCAAAUGGAGGUACAUUGGACCACUAGCAAACUUCGGUGACAAUUUACGACCAUCCAAAUGGUCGGGCGACUUCGGCAAGAAUUGGGAAGUCACCAACUUCACGACUCUCCGCGACUCAGAAGAUCCAAGUAUCGAACGCGACUUCGUCAUAAUGGGCAUAGAAGGCUGCAUACCCGAACGGAGACCCUCUGCUCCUGGCCCAGACACCCUUAGCCCAUCGCGACCUUCAACAAAAGCUCAGCUCUGGUUCUCAGGCGAUCUCCAGACACCGAAAAGUUCUCCCUCCGCAGGACCAGUUGAGAUGACAUUCAAAUUUGGUGGGCAUUACGACAAUGGUUGCCUCUAUGCGGCCAACUCAUUCUUCGACCCCAAGACACAGAAGCAGAUCGCUUGGGGAUGGAUCAGAGAAGAAGAUAUCUGCGAUGACUUACGACACGGACAAGGCUGGAGUGGCUGUCUCUCAAUGCCAAGAGAGCUUUCCCUCCAAACGCUGCACAACGUCGUCGGUACAUCCUCCGGAUCUGACCUGUCGUCAAUAACAUCUAUCGAAAGGAAGCUCAACGCCGACGGCACAUACACGAUCCGCACUCUGGCCUCCCAGCCUUAUGCUCCUCUCGUCUCCGCCCUUCGACGAAACCCGGGCGUGAAGUAUACCUACCUCCCACGCUCUGACCUCGGCUCAUUCACCUCCGUCCACCUUCCUGGCGGCCUGACCUCCAAAGCAUGGGAACUCGACGCCACAUUCUCCUCCUCUCGCUCCACCCAACACAUCGGCAUCUCCAUCUCCCAUGCCGAAGACAACUCCCGCACCACAACCCUCUUCUACGACCAACCUUCCGAGUCAUUCGUCAUCAAUCGUCCCGCUUUCCCAGUCCUCAAUUCAAGCGAACUCGUCAACUCUGAACCCGAGAGAGCUCCUUUCACACUUUUCGAAACGAAGGAAGCAGGAAGGGAGGAGUUGAGGGUUAGAAUAUGGAGGGAUAACAGUGUAAUGGAAGUCUUUGUGAAUGGUCGGUGUGCGAUUACUACGAGGAUUUAUGCCGCGGAGGAGACGUUUGGGGUUAAGUUCUUUGCGGAUGAGAUGGUUGAUGGGAUUUUGGAUGUUCCGAGUCAGUUGCUUAAGGCGGAGGUUUGGGAUGGGAUUGGAAUUUAA
This is a messenger RNA of Pseudocercospora fijiensis CIRAD86, 1800 nucleotides long. Its product is annotated as glycoside hydrolase family 32 protein. The annotation marks the transcript as partial. Lineage: Eukaryota; Fungi; Ascomycota; Dothideomycetes; Mycosphaerellales; Mycosphaerellaceae. Gene Ontology annotation, biological process: sucrose catabolic process. The transcript has a single exon. Gene Ontology annotation, molecular function: sucrose alpha-glucosidase activity. The record is from RefSeq and is a predicted model, not a curated record.